AUGGCAAAAGUCAAAUUAACAGCAAUAGUGGUGUUGUUAUACAUCGGCGUAGUGGCAAUAACCAUUGUCAUAUUCACGAUGUUAGUCAAUGUUAUAGAUAACACUGGGAACCCUACUCGGAGUACAUGGAAUAUUGCUAACUUGAUGUUGAAUUCUGAAGACAUAGGAUUGGAUGGAAAUCACAUGAAAAGUAAGCAAAUCAUAGGAUUUGAAAAUUAGAAGUCGUUCAUUUGAGUAGAUUGGUUAAUGAGUUUCGAAGUGGUGCUGGCCGCCUUCUCAAGAGCUUGCCCCGAAACGUUGGAAUAAAUCAAUACUACUCAGUUGCCAAAAGCAUUGUUCAGUGAUUCAGUAUAUAGAUGUAUUACAGUGUUAGACAGGGAUGGUUGCCGAUCGAUUGAGUGCACAUUAAAAAAACGUUUGCCAUGCUAGUCAGGUGGCAGCAGGCGCAUUCGCAGACACGUAAACGCGAUUUUAGUUGAUGUGUUUGUUGUUGCAUGUUGGCCGAUAAAUCGUCAUAGGCCGCAUAGGUCUGAAAUCAUGAGGAAUGAAUGGUAUAAAAUUCAAUAUAGGCACAUAAUGUUCCAAAAUCAAUCUUUAAAACUAAAAGAACAUGGAAAAGAAGAACAUAUGGAGUAAAAAAUGAAGGCAACGUUCACACGCCGGAAGAGCCCUAUUCACAUUAGAGACGGACAAGUCGUCUAGACGAACAAAUCGUCUUCACAGACGGACAAGUAGUCGAACAAAUUCAGACUUGUUCGUCUAAAAUUUUGUCCGACACGUUUUCACAUCUGAUGAUUUGUUCGACUAAAAGACGAUUUUGAGACGACUUGUCCGUCUUCUAAUGUGAAAAUGGCUACUGACCUGCAUGGGAAAAGAAAUAAUUCACGAUCAGCAUGUGAACAAAUGGAUAACCGAUACUGGAACGGAUUCGUAAUAUUUGCGCGCGUUUUAUCAGUUUUAAUUAGUUUAUAAAUAAACUGUAACAGUUUCGUUCCUGGUUCUGACGUCCGACAUAUAUGCCCUUAGAGUGAAAGUGAAAUCAUAUGUCAGUGAGGCGUAUCGAAACGCAUGCAGUCACAAAGGUGAAGAAGCAAUAUUUGAGGUGUGACGUAACGAAAAUGUACUUGACAAUUUCCGCCCGUUGAUUAUUCGACGAAUUAGAAAGGUUAUAUAGAUUCAGGUAACUUGUGUCCAGCUGUUUAUGAAUGCUGACUGUAAUAUAAUACUCACCCCGACCCAGACAAAAUAGCGAGGUGAUGAAUCCAUCCCGUCUUGACCUUCCCCUGCGGCUGUGCCUUCGUUCAGAAGAAUAUUCAGUUGGAGAAAUUCGUUGUGAACACCGUAUUGAACGAAAGAAGAACAAAGAAGGGAUAUAGUUUCAUGUCUUGUUGUUUUGUACAUGAAUAUAUAGCUAGAUUAUGAACAGCCUUAUUCGUUUCUGGUAAAAGUACAUGCAAUUUAUGAUCUUCCUUUUCUUCAAUUUCACGAAACAGUUUUUCGCAUAGUCUCUCUCUACGGUCCUUUAGUCUUUCUAGAUUCCCAAUCAUCAACACUUCUCCGUAAUCCAUAUGUAUGGAUAAAUGAUUCUUAGCGCUCUCCUCCGAAUUCGUUCGAUUUCUUUUGACAGAUAAACUGGAUCUUGUAAACUGGAACAACAGUAACUAGACCUAUCAUGAGUUAUCCACUUAAUUAACUUGAUGUGUGAAUUGGGUGGCAAUGGGUAUAAACAAACGUUAGCCAAGAGUUUUACAAGCGCUUGUAGAAGCGAAAACGUUUGUGUGUUAAACAUUAUGAAUCGAAAGCAAGAAUGGUUACAACUUUAUAUAUUAUCAUCUUUUGGUCACAACACUUUCUUCUCAAUAGUCACUGAAACGGUUAAAUUCGAUGCGAAUAUUAGCAGAUCAAGUUUGCAUAUAUAGUUUUACACAGCACCAUGCAUACACUAAUCACUAUAGAUAAUUAAAGCCAGUUUCGUUUUAAUUAAAAUUUUAUUAACAUGGGUGACAGCCAAGAUACAGUUUGCCUUAACCAUGCAAUUUAUUUUCAUUUCCUCGAUUAGAAGCUCUUCUUGGGAAUUCAUGCAUCUUCUACGACUUUGUAACUGCAUGUCUGUAUAGUAAUGUAUUCAGUUUAUCCGCACAAAUCAAUAUUUCUCAUAUUCUAGAAAAGCCAGUUGAGAACAUCGUUGACCGCAUACAAAAACUUGGAAAUGUAUUGGAGAAUAUUACCAACAAAAUUGAGUCAAUGGAAAUUAGAGUCAAGAACGGUAAACAGCGAGUUCCUAUAGCAGGAAGAAAAAGUAAGCGAAAUAAUUCCGACUCUCUAUCCACUUUAAUUAAACUGCUUGCAACUUUGUUUUUCUCACCCGAUAAGGGACCGGUCAUUAAUAAUGGGAGGGGGCGGUGAUAAAUACCAAAUAUUGAACAUUUUUUAGAGCCGCCCCCAAUCGCAAGACCUUUAUUUUCAAGACGCCCCACCUUCAUCUAGAAAACUUAGGACCCCCCCUGCAACAUUUAAUUCGUUACAGUUUUUGCCGUGUAUACUGGGGACCAGUAGUCAAAAUGGGUGUUAUUUACUCCGACUCCUAUGGUAAACUGCAUAUACGUAAUAAACUAUGGAAACUACGAUUAUAGGAACUAAAAAAGGUUUAAAUAUUGCCCCCAAUUCAGGCAAAAAUAGUUGAAGCCGCCCCCUUUUCUCACCCACCGCCCCCUCCAAUUAUUAAUUACCGGUCCCUAACAACGGAUAAAGUGAUUCUAUUGAAUUUUCCUUUUAAUGAACCUGAACCAUCUCCCACCCCCACCAUAACCCUAACCUAACCCCUAACCUGGGGGUGAGGGUGAAGAACACUAUUUAUGUUGGAUGGCGGGAAUGAUCAUCCGGCCUCGGUUAUACCGACAUUUCUCAAAUGAGAGAUUUGCGGUAAUAUAUACCGAGUUGAGAACUGGUGACACGGCUAUGGAAUCAGGCCUUUACGUUCACAGACAGGUCUAUAUUGAAUCUGGAGUACGGUGACGUCAUGAAACCAUGUUUGAGAGAACUUUAGCGUAUCCAUGUUUGACAAAGCGAGUCAUUAAUGUAAUUUCCACUCUCUAUUUCACGCGAAAGUAUUCUAUAACAGACAUAUAUAGCCAUAUCGAUUCAUCAGUGAUAUUCUAACUCAUUACUUCUGAAAUCUUUUUACAGCCAAUAAUGAACAUGUUCGACGAAUUUGUCACAUUCCUAAACCAACUACCCAAUAUCCAUUAUGUGAUGAAAAAGUUUCGGUAUAAUAAGUUAUUUUAUUAUAUAGUAGAGAGUGAAGCCCCGUCUACACUACGCUCAAUUUUUGGUACGGCACGGAUAAAAUUGGUACCCGUACCACUUUUUUGGUUGUUGGACUACCUAUUUAGGUAGUCCAAGAACCAAAAAGUGGUACGGUACCAAAAAUUGAGCGCAGUGUAAACGGGGCUUAGCUAAAUAGGUAGUCCAAGAACCAAAAAAGUGGUACGGGUACCAAUUUUAUCCGUAUCGUACCAAAAAUUGAGCGUAGUGUAAACGGGGCUUGAGAUACUGAAGAAUACACAGUGAGAUAUUUUCCAUAUCUUCACUAGUGAAGAUAUCGAUCACGUGACUUUCUCCAAUUUGCUUUUGAACGUAAAAUUUCACAAUUUUUUGCUUGGGACUAUAUAAUAAACAGAACAUUUCACGGUGGCUUGAAGAUAUGACCUUUAUUUUCUCGUGUUAAAAACAAUAUUUUAUUCCCUCGCUCCGCUCGUUCGUAAAAUAUUGUUUUCACCACUCGAAGAUAAAAGUCGUAUCUUCGCGCCGCUGUGUAAUAUCCUCUAUUUAUAUUACUAAGGGGCUGUUCGUAUGGAGCUUAGCUUGGCUGGCCAUGUUAACCGGGAUGAUUCGCAGUGGUGUCAAGUAACGAAGUAAAUGUUACCGUACUUGAGCUAUUUUUGAGAAGUCAGCAUGUAACAAAGUAAACUUUUUCCGGAGUACUUUUACUUGGAACGAAGUCAUUUUAGGAAGUGGCAUUUUACUUCGUUAUUUUCAUUUUGUGGCGAAGUAUUUUGUUACUUUUUAACUUUUGUUUAAUUUUACAUGAUUUAUCCGGAUUUAUUUUAAUUUUGGGAUAGGUAAUACCGUAAUAGGACCUCUAUAUUAGAAUAUUCUUGAAGUAAAAAGUAAAAGUACUGUUGUCUGUAGCGUGUGGGGGGAUUCUCCAAUGCAUGGAUUAACAUACAAAAGACCCAAAACAGCACACGCAUUAUACGCCUGGACCUAUAAAUAUACAAUAUUUCACGGCAUGGUCUACUCUCCAGACCCCGCUGAAGAUAUAAGAAAUUCAUUAAAUAAAUAAUGCUUAUAAGUAAGCCAAGGAUACUUUGUACUUUUUACCGACUUAAGUACGUUUAACUUUUGCCUCCAGUACUUUUUACUCUUACUCAACUAGUCGUUUUAUUGUUAAUUCAGUACUUCUAUACUUCUACUCGAGUACAAAUUCAAAGUAAUCGAGGCACCACUGAAUUGAUUCGUUUAAUAAAACUCUGAUCACGGCUUUGGUAGACAUCCAAAAUAACAUUUCAAAGUUGAAAUCGCUUAAUUUGAUUCCAGUAACAUAAAGUUCAUUCAAACGUUCUUUUAUGGUCAAGAAAACAUUUUCGUGACACGAUUCAUCCCAGCUUUACCCAGGUGGCUGCAUGGCCUAGCUCAUAUGAACAGCCACUAAGAAGUAGAUCAAUUAAUGGAAUCUAUAUCGCUAAUUUGAUUUUCCAGCUAUAUAAAUCACACGGAUAUACAGUAUUUACCACAUGGUACAGGUUUCUGUGAAUUUUAUUUAAAAAAAAAAUGUAAUCAUAUUAACACUGUUUAUCUUAGGCCUCAUGAAAUGCAGAUGCAUGCAACGCAGUGUGACAUUGCGUAUUAUUGAAUCUCGUAAUUUAAACAUAUAUUGCUGAUAAUAGAGUUUUAACUGUAGGUGCGAAAGAUAACAUUUGAUAGUUUUGACUAAAAUAUCAUUUAUAAACAAUAAAAUUGAUAGUUCAGGCUCAGCAACGAUAUCUUUUAAACAAGAAGUCUCUUGACCAGAAGUCAUGCAGUAUAUAAUAUACAUUGUAUCAAAAUUUCGUGUUUAAUUUUUUGCAGUAUGUUCAAAUAAACUGGGGAAUGCCUUGUUAUGCCAUGGAAAAUAACAUACGUCACGAUGAUUUAUGUUCCAUCCUCAUUUAUUUGAGCGAGGUAUAUGUUUGUUACACCAUGGCCAUUAGAAAUAUUCUCCAACACUGUCUGCUCAGGAACCGCUAAAAAUGACUACGCCCAUGGAUUAUUUUACUCAACUUUGUUUAAGACGACCACUCCAUAAUGUAUUGAUGGGCGAGUUUCCAAAAUUUAGGGGUUAUCACUUAUCAGUGGUUAGCUAGCCACCAUUCAGCGCGUAGGAAUCGAGUACAAUGGGGGCAUAUUCCCAUUCUUUUAAAAGCCUAUUCCAGAUGACACAAAACUUUGUGAAAGAUUUCUCGACAGCCACUUAUGAUGAAAAUGAUGUACUUUUCCAACCUUGUUUCCAGGCUCUUUCCUCUUGUAGAGGUAAGAGGAACUAGCCUGGGGACGAGAUUGGUACUUCUCGACGUUUCGAGCGAAGUCCUUCAUCAAGAGAGUAUAUAAGUAUAAGAGACCUUAAGAAAAAUGUCCUUUAAGGUCCAUUUUCCGGAAGAAAGGAAAUGUUAUAAAAUGUAAUUGACCAUCACAAAUUUUCCGUCAGAGAAAUUUCAACUUUUAGCAAUGAUAUUUUGGGAAAAUUUUCUGUCCGUGGAAAAUUUCCUUGAGUGGAUCCGGAAUGAGCCUUAAGACAUAGUGCCCCCAACUAUCUGCAUUGCUUUCUACGCGACUAAACCCCUGGCGCUAAUAGAAUAUAGAUAGUGUUAUUAGAAAAUGUUGUUGAUAAUUCAGUUAAAUAUAUGUAAAUAGGUCGAAAAAUGGUGUGCACGUCUACCAUGGAGAAAAAUAUCUUCAACUUCUAAACGCAAGCCUGACACAUUUGACAGAAAGGUUUGUACAUUAUACAUUAAUACAUGCGCAGCUGCUUAAUUAAAUACUGAAUUGUUGCGUCGUAUAUAUAGGAACCUACAAGACUACAAAUGUAUGGUUAGCUAUAUAGAUGUUUUAAUUUUGUGAAAUACAGAUGAUGCAGAAGAUGAUUAAUUUAUGUCAACAGUAAAACAUUAUGUUUGUUUAAUUUUAAAAAAACUCCAAACAAAAUUAGAUUAUUUCAUAAAUUACAUCACGAAUACUUCCUUGGCCUGUAUGGGGGCCUCGCUCUCAUAGUCUCAUGAAUUAAGACAGAAGGUAAUUCGCUUGCGAGUCGUGAGCAUGAGAAUCACUGCAGGCAAAGGAGAGAAAGAGCUUGCUAACCCCAUAUAUAGUUAAUACAAAACUAUCUUUCAUCCACAAACGGGUGAUGCCUGUUGAUUUAAGUUGCCAAAGAAAGGGGAAAUCCUUGGAUCUUGUAGAUAAAGUGUAAAACUAGAAAUCCUAAAUUGGUAUUUUUUACAGAUUGAAAUUCGCAGAACUGUUGAUGGUUUGAUUGCAGAAUGGUUUAGCGAUCCAAAUGUCCGGUGGAUGAAAAACCGCAUAACAUCAAUGAAGCAGGACUGGGCCGCAGCUAUUCUUUCUCUUAGUCAAAAGAGACCACUAACAAAACGUGCGAAAAAGAAGGUACGUUAAAACUUCUAGACGUUAAAGGGACUUUCUCCUGGAAAUAAAUGAGACUAAUACUGACGGCUACUCAUUUCUAUAUACAUGCGCAAGAGAUGGAGUAAAUGCAUGUAGUGUAUAGGAGGUUUCUACACCUUGAAAGGCGAACAAAAAUUUUCAAAAGCAUGACAUUGGAAGCAAAACAAUGAUGCAAAAUUACUUCUUUUAAAUUUAAAAAUUUUGGAAAGCAUGGCUUAAUGUUUGCCAUUAAAUAUUACUAAAGUCACUAAAGGAAUACCAAAUGGUUUUCUGUGCAGAAUAGAGUCAUCCAUGCAUGCGAUUUUGCGAGACCUUUCGAAAGUCGAGCAACAUCCCCAGUGCAUGAAUGAUGCUGUUAGUUUAUAAAAUAACUACAGUGAAACAACAGUUUCACUUUCACUGUGGUUAUUUUCCAUGCACCCAUAGUAUGCCCGUUCGCUAUUGGCCAAUCAAAUUGUAUGUUUCACUGUAGUUAUAACAUAAGUAGUUUCGUUCAUUAAAAUGAUGUUUUAUCAAUUUUAAAACCAGAUAAAUCCACCUUCAACUCGCUCCAGGGAUUGCGCGCUUGACCUAGCGCAUGCGCUGUCCAAGUUACCCAUAUGUCAUAAGCAAAUAAAAUUUUAUUCCUUCUAUAUAGUGGUUUGUUUAAGAGGUCGUUUAAGAAACGUUUUAACAGAAACUAGUGAAUUUGAUUGAUUGCAUUUCCAGGGCUCUGGAAGGUCUCAGAUUUCAAAAAUGGCUUCGCGGUUCCCUGCAUUUCCCGGACAAAAAUUACCGACAAUCACGGCUCACCCCCAGACAUUUCAACCACGUUGCACGACACAAAGGCUGUGAUUUCACGAGAACAAAUAUAGGCAAUUCACGACUUGCGAAAAUACAUCCUACCACACUGAUAUUGUAAGCUAAAUUGCUGAAUAAAAUUACAAAUCUAAACGUUCGGUUCUUUUUGUUUUAAUUAGAUUGUUGUUUUCCUCGGAGCGUUUGCAGUCGAUCCUAGAAUUUUGCGUCAUGCUUUUUCUGGUGGUGCUUUGGGGGAGAUGGUUCAGUGGAGUGACAUCAUUGUAUCACUUUAUCUUCUUGGUCAUGACCUCGUAGUCGUUAAAGAUCUAAGUGAAUUACAAAGGUUGGUAAUAAUAGCAAUAGGUUUUGAUGGGUGCUGAAUAAUGUUUCUUCAGGCCCGUACGUAACUAGGAUUUGAGCUUUUCCGAGUCGAGCGCUGAAGGCACGAGAAACCUCUUGGGAGGAGGGGGUGUCUGGGGCAUGUUCCUCCCCUAGAAAAUUUCUGUCAAUUUUUAACGUUUAGAAACGUUAUUUUUUGCAUUCUGAAAGCAAUUAGUUAUGAUUAUAAUUGUAUAUAUGUCUCAUAAUUAUUCGCCAAUCCUAAUCAGAAAUACAAAUAUUCUUGGUCCAACAUGAUCAGGUGCAUAAUAAUAAAGAGAGUGUAAACGCUAAGUAAACCUACACUUCUGUUGUUUGGGUACUUGGUGAGCCUGCCACGCAGGCUAGGUCACCAUGUGUGAACUUACUGACGCUUCAAGCAGCUGGAAAUAGAACCCUUCAUCAAAAAUUCUUCCGAUCUUUCUUUGACCUUGUAGUCUCUCUCCUCCGCAGAGGCUUUAAUUGGCUAUGAAGGCGCGAAGCUUCGCGCCUUCCUUCGCCUUUCCCUUUGCUGCCUGCGCUCCUUCGCCCAGCGGCUCGGCUCGUGUUCCAAGAUCCGCCAUGUAAAGUGUAGUGAAAUGUAUCUCAUCGUAAUAUUAAAUCCUAAGAAAACUAAAGCCUCUGCGGAGGAGAGAGCCUUGUAGUCUUUUUAAAUUUUACCCCGGAAAUUCUGACCGAGACAACUGACUCUGACUCAUAGCUAAUUACGGGCCUGUUUCUUUUGUAAGGGGAAACUGCAGGGUAAAAAGAAGGGAAAUAAUUUAUUGAAAACGUGGAGGAUAAAAAGAAAAUCUAAGCACGCGAGAUUCUAAAUUUAAACUCCUCUCAGUACGUUUGGACAAUUGUUAAUUCAUUUAGGUGUACAUUUCGUUUAGGAACUUAACACUAUAGAUCUACAAAAAAUGUUCCCAUGCAGUUCUGAAAAGAGGAUCUAAAGUCACAAGUUCAAAGCAUUUUACUGUUUGAUUACAUUCCAUGUUUCUAGUCUGUUUAGUUCCUAUGUCCCAACUAUCGUUAAUAAUUGAUAUUUACAGGUAUAUACCAGUACCAAACGAAAAUGGAUGUAUAAAUAACCGCACAGUGCGCCAGUUCCAAUAUGAUUUACUAUACACAGAUGUCAGUGGUAUCGGCUUUAUAAUCAAUACAUUUGGUCCUUAUUGGUCAGAGUUAAGGUAAUAAUUGAGAAAAAUAAAGACUGAAAUAUUUAAUUUUAAGUUACCAUAAUCCUCAAACUUAAAAUACAUGCAUGACCGUCAUUUUCCAACCUUGCACUUGGGUAUAAUAUACUGUAAACCUUAAAGUAUGAAAAGAUUUUCUACUUUUUUGAGCAUGUUUGAGGAAUUUGCAGGACAUGAUCAGAUCUCAGAACAUACGACAACUAUACCAGUUCCAUCAGGGAAGAAACUAAUUUGCAAGUCAAAGAAUUUCCCACCUUUCAGGGAGGAAAAUGCUUCACCACAAACGAACUUCACUAGACUAAGUUCAGUUCGACCUUGGUCAGACUAAGUUUGAGUUCUGGGCACAGAAUAGCGACAAAUUUAAAGGUUCACCAAAGUGCCCAAUACUUAUUUCUAUUAUCAAACCAUUACUUUAUGCAGAUGUAAGACGAGAGUAGUGGAUUCGUUUGGUACCGAAGCUGAAUUCAACUAUAAAAAGUUCAGUGCCAGGGACAGCAAGUAUCAGUCUCAAUGGGGAAACCUGGAGUUGAAUUUGAGACAAUUCAUGACCAUGUUCCGUAUGUUCUAGUUACCAGUAAUGUAAACAUGCACAAAAAAUUUUGCACAAUAACGUGAUACUCAUUAGAGUCUUCACCUUCGCUAUCCCGCUCCAUGCUUGCAUGUAGGCAUGUGUAUAACAACCAAAUGGUGAUCAUGAAUGCGGCAGGCUCACUGAGACAAUAUGGGACUGAUAUAGCUAUAUAAUCUUAGUUGAGACAAUUCCACCAUCUAAUUUAUUUCCUUUUAACAAGAAUUUGCGUUCUCCAGUUAAAACAUGCACUACUAAACCCUUGCUCCCAAACUCAAUGUUCAAUUUGUGUCAUGGUAAAUUACCAUGCUUGUUUGAAGGCGUUUGUUCGCAACAUUAACCUGGGGCCAGUUGUUCAAAGCUGUUAACUUAACCCAUGCAAGACGUGUACAGAUACAUAAACUAAAACAGCAGGUUAAAUUUUAAGCUACAGAUAGGGCUAAUCCAACUUUGAACAACCGGCCCUUGGAGGAGAUGGCAUGAUCAUGUAUUGUUACUGAUGUCCAUCAUUAACUUGGAAUAUUUUAUGGUCUCAACUGCGUGUUUUGUACCAAAUUGUAAGACUUUUAUCUUUUAAUGUCUUGAGGACUAGAAUGGCACUACAGAUUCCACUGUAAAAUUUAAAUGAAAUCAUAAGAAGUUUCCGAAAUUAUUCAAAUAUUUCCAAGCUUGAAACUAUAUGUACACAAAUAUUGAUGGUUCUUCCCUCAUUUACAUGACGCUCAUGUGAAUAAAUGCAUAUAUUUAACAUUUUUCAGCUCACAGCCCAGAUAAUUCAUUUAUUGGUUUUGUUUCUGGUGCGGCAAACCGAACUUCAAAAAGAAGCAAGAAGUAUGCAAAACAGAACAUGGCUUUGGUCUAUGCAAAACAGGAUGGUUACUGGAUUGUGAGUUACAUGCAUUGACAUUGUAGAAAAAACUAGUAAUCCAAAGUUAGCAUAUUCGCGUGAGUAAUUAGAUAUUGAGUUUAUCGAUAUUUUUUUAUACAGCAACAACUGCAAGAAUAUCAGGCUUUUAGCUGAGCAAUGUGCUAGUGAUAUACCUUUUUUGUAUAUUAUAAGGGAAAAUAAUCAAGUAUACGAAUCAUGCAAAUAUUGCCGUUCGAAACCACAUUUUUUUCACUUUUGGGAAUUGAGUGCAAAAUAAUUUGCUAAUAAUAAUCAUUCUUUUUUCAAAAUCAUGCAGACAUUUAUCGAUUUUAAGCUUUAUUAAUUUUAAGCGGCUACAUUAUCCAUGACAAACUGCAAAGAAUGAAGAUAUUACCCAUACUUUCCUGCAACUUAUCCAAUAAUUAUAUAUAUUAAUUAAAUGAUACGCCUAAUAAAACUAUCUAUCUAUCUCGUUGCCCAUUUAGUACCACCAAACUGUAAACUUUUGACAUACUAAAACGCUGUUUUCUGACCAUCAAAAUUCUGUCAAAUCUUCGCCAAAGUCCAGAAAAUGGCAUUUCAGAGACUCUAAAUUUAAAAAUUUAAUUCCUCGGGCCUUCGGUCCUCGCUUUCAGCCCCACCAAUCAAAAAGAGCUUCCUACGGCCCUGAAACUUAAAAAGCCCUAAUUAUACAUAAUGUAGUGUCAGUUCUGUUUUGAACUUAUUGUCAAACACGUUAAACGUUAGCGAUAAUACACCCAAUAUUGCACGUACAAGAGCAUGCUAAACUAUUUGUCUAAAGUAAUUGGAUUAUACCUUUUUUUGCGCUACACUCUGUAUAAUAUUAUUGAAAAAAUCACUUGAUAUGGAAAAUACACAAUAAAAAUCUAGCCAGCAAUAUAUAUAUUGGCCCAUGAUAAAUUGAAAUAAAUUGAAAUAUAUAUUACACGCUUUUUCAUGCAAUGCGGAAAAAGGUCGCAGCAAUCGUUAAUUGGCAGCAUUUGGCAUAGUGAGUCCACUUCUAUAAGACUUAAUCUCUUAAUUAUAAGUCGUGCAACGCUUCAUGCAACUUCGCUUGCCAUAAUUUUGGUCAUAGCCAUGACGCUGGUUCAUGCAAGUUUUAUGAGAAAAUGCACGGUGUAGCUGCGCUUUAAUGAACAUGUUUUCUCAACUUUGCAUAAAAAAGUACUGUACUGAACUUCCCCUGGGCAUGCAAAGUUAACAUUUUUCAUGCUCACUUGCCCGGUUUCAAUUAUUCCAUUUCUCUCAAUGAGAAUAAGAAGAUGAGUAGUGAACUUGGUAUGUACAGCAAAUCGGUUAAUUGAAACAUGCAAAUAAGUGCUGGCAACGUGAAAAUUAUAUAAUACUUUUGGAAACACCACGUAAAUACUAAUAAAUAAUUUACGUGGUGUUCGUGGUGUUUAAAUAAUUUACUAAAUAAUUUGUGGUGUUUCCACAAACAAAACGUAUUAUAUAAACGUUUUAUCGCCAUGCAAUCCUACAAACGUGAAAAUUGUGGAGGAAAAUGUAAAAGUUUACACGAAUAUAAAACAUGUUCAGUUAUGCAGAAACAUGCAUAUAGUGCAUCAGUAUACUAAAGUUGCUGGAAAAGUGCAUAUCUUUAUAUUAAAUGUAGAUUGCAAACCGGAGAUAUCUGGACAAAAUUCAUGAAUAUGUUGACAUUCAUGGGACCUUUAAUGUAAGAAAACUGUUCAUAAUUUUAUUUAAUAAUUUGAGAACAUAUUCAUAAAAGGAGCUGCUGUGGAAAAUUGAGGAAAUUUGAAAUUAAUUUUUUGAAAAUAUAACAAUGUUUAAUCGAACUUUUGUUUAGCGAACACUUGGACUUGGUGACUUGCCAUAUUUCAUACCAAAAUACGUCAUCAACCAUGGAGUUGUGAACGGAACUACCAUAGACAAAAUGUUGCAACAAUCAAAGGUACUUUAUAAAAUAUUUACAUAUAGAGCAGAUUCAAUUAAGGUUGUCCUUCCGAAACCUUAAACCUUAAACUCUGAGCGCGCAAGGGAUGAUGGGUUUUCAAUCACCUAUUAGGCCCUUAAACUCAGAAAAUUGCCUUUGCAGCAAGUAUGUUUUCUGUUGCGAGUCUUCUAUAUGUCUUUGGUAAUCUUGCAAAGCCUAAUUUCAAAGUUUAUGGGUCUAAAUAAGCAAUGACCCAUCAACCCUCGCGCGCUCAGAGUUUAAAGUUUAAGUUUUUCGAAGGACAACCUUAAUUGAAUUAGCUGUAUAUUUAGGGCGCAUAGCGUAGUAGGCAAAUAAAUGAAGAAAAAUAUACGCCAUGAACUUCAUGCAUGCAUGGCAAUCAUUAUACUAGCCUACUCGCAGACGUUGUAUUUCUUUUUGUCGCUUGGCGUAUAUUAUCAAUCAUAUGAAUUUAAUACAGUCUUAGAAGUUGAAGACAUGGCCGGUUUUAUGCGGCUUGAAAUGCAGCCGUUGUAUCAAGACGUAAAAAUCUGUGAUUAGGCGUUGUAAACAGAACGAGGACAAUGUCUAAAUUAUUCAAUUCUUUUCAAUGAUGUAUUGUAUUUGGUAGCCGUUGCCGUCGCGUUGCCGUCCUAAAUCGUAAGGUCUCUAAUUAUUAGACAGGUUCAGAUUUGACUUCCACUACCACUACCGCUACCUUAAAUGUGUUACGCAUGCGCAGUAACUGCAAGAGCGUGAGGAAAUCGUCGCAUGUUUUUGUUUUGGGACCGUAACAAAGCGAUUUAUGGUCGUCGGGAGAAGUCUAAUCUGAACAGGUCUAAACAGUCUGUCGCGACCGCUACCAAUGGAGCCGUCAAAGGUAGCGGUAGUGGUAGUGGAAGUUGAAUCUGAACCUGUCUAACACUAGUACGACGGUCCGAGAUUACGGGUUGAAACCUUUGGGAAAUAAAGCUUGCGAAAGAACUAAUCUUGGUAUUUGUCCUGCAAACCUACAAUAUUAAGGCACUUAUUAAAUUAAAAGAUUCAAGAUAAAGCAAGUAAACUGGAAGAGUCAUGUACAUAACUACAUAUAGUUCAAAGUGAAAAUGACUUUGUUAAGGUCAUUAUAAUAUUAUGAAAUUAUAUGUUGUGUAGGUUUUUGUUGGUCUUGGCUUUCCUUAUGAAGGACCUGCACCUCUGGAGGCAAUUGCAAAUGGGGCAGCAUUCUUAAACCCGAAGGUUAGUCUUUGUAUAUUUAUUCAUUAGCUUGACAAUGAUAAGAUUGAUGGUAAGGACGAUAGAACAUAUUAGUCAAGUUCAACCAACCAAACAUCACAGGCGGAAAAACUUGUGAGUGUCCAAAGCCAGGGCAAAGUUUGAAGGGUAAACACAGCUUUAUAAUUAAAUCCCACCACAAUUAUUUGAAACUUGCAGGGCUUUCUCGCGCCAGUCCCGCCAGCCUAAAAUAAAGCGCUAGGAUUGUAGUUGUCUAAAGAGUCGUGAUUAAUAUUAACAAAAACCUCAAAAUGUAAAAAUAGGCACACUAAGCGUACAUGAUACCAUAUAAUUCCCUUUGGAGCAUACUUGCCUUGGAGCAUACUUUGUGUUUCAUAUAAUCUAUCGUUCUUUAUCGGUCAUUACUCUCGAUUUCAAUUUGCUUUUCAAAACUGACUUCUAAUGUUUACUUGUAAUUUCGGAAUGUUCGUUGUAAAGUUCCAAAGUUUGUUUCGAAGUUCGUUACGAUGAUUUACGAUGAUUCAAUAGCAAGCGAUUUGAUUGGCUGGUUCACUUAACUAGCCAAUUACAACUUACUAAACUUGAUUAUCGUAAAUCAUCGGAACGAACUUUGAAACAAACUUCGGAACUUUACAACGAACAUUUCGAAUUUACAAGUAAACAUUGGAAGUCAGUUUUGAAAAGCAAAUUGAAAUCGAGAGUAAUUAAACUGAAUGUUGCAAUGUAGCUUGGCAUAUGCGCUUUUCUCAAACUGAAAGCUCGACCCGUUCUACAACAAAACCGAGAUGUUGGAGGCAGUACAGUGUUUAUACUAAUGAGUGUGCCUUUCAGGCUCAUGCCACCAGGUUAAAUUCCAGCAACAUGUGCUACACAAGGACGUCGCUACCGGGUGAGGGGGUGUAAAACUUGGUCAAAAUAUCUGGACACCCCGCCCCCCAAUGUUAAUGACUUUGCGACGUCGCUGACCAAACACCAUGCACUGUAGCUUUUCUCUGAAGUAACACUGGAUCAAUUAGCCGCCUCAGGCUCGGUGACAACAAACCUGAAAUCAUGAAAUCAAUAGAAAGGUUACAAAAUUCUGGAUUUUUUCUUUAAGCUGCAUGCGAAGGUUGAAAUAUUCGUGCAUGCUUUUAUAUUUUGUUUAAAUCUUUCCAACUGUGCUUGCAGUUUGUACCUUGAGUGGGAGUGUAUAAUAAAACAAUUAGACAACCUUUAAUUUAUUUUUCUGUGACAGUAAAAUCUUCCUGUUUUGUUCCGAUUAAUACAGACGAGUAAAUGUUUUUAAAAACGAAACUGCAGGUUCACACCUCCACUUCGGUGAACAAUUUGUAUGUUAUGUAACACGCGCUCAAAACUAAUGCGUAUAAUAUACCACUUGAGGUCAUGACUAAAUUCAAAAUUUUUAUUUUUCGAUACGUUUUUCAAUCGGCCAACAAACUUAAAAAGUAUGUUUAGUGCUUUAUCUGUAAAAUAAUGCUAAAAUGAAGAGAUUUUAGAUGAUACGCCAAAGAGAAAACGAUGUCUGAAGUUCAGUAAGUUUUGCUUGUAUGGCUGUAUAAGAUAUGGCGUCAAUUUUAAAGCAUCAUUUAUAAUUGUAUUUUAAUUGACAACUAUUAUUUUAUGUUUCUCAACCGGCAGAUGCAUUUAAAAAGGUAGCUAAGUCUAUAAUUAUAACUAGAGAAUAAAACUAAAACAAAGUAAUUUUGAGAAGAACGCCAAAAAGAUUGUAGGUUUUGAAAACUUUUCAUUGCAAAUACGUGACAUUGAAAAAAAUUGCCUCUUAAUUAAACUACUAAAAUAUGUAAUUGUAUUUAUGCAGUUUCCAGUCCCUCACAACAGAUACAAUUCCGAGUUCUUCGCUUCAAAACCAACAAGAAGACAUGUUACGUCACAAAAUCCUUAUGCUGAGCAAUUUAUAGGAGAACCUUACGUGUAUACUAUUGAUAUAACGAAUGUCACUCAAGUUACCAGAGCGAUGAAAAAAAUUAUGAAAAAACCGGUAUGUUCUUCAUUUCUAUCGACCACAAAUACUCAAGAAUCUGAAAAAUAAGGCAUGUCCCUAAUCUAGUAAUCUAUAGUAUAACCUCUUGGCAUAAAGUUCCAGAAUUCAAGUUUAGUCUAGACGGAAGAAGAAGUAAAUUAGUGAAGCGGAAAACUAGUUUGAAAUGGUUGCCCCAUAACGAAUUAGAUAAAGCCAUUGAAUCAAUGGCGAAAACGAUUGAUCAUGUAUAAUUGUCCAGUUAUGAGAUUCAUGAUUGAAACCGCAGUCUAAUAGUAUAACCAAGUGUAAACUGAAUAUACAUCAUACACGAAGCAUUUUAUCUUAACUUCAGUGCAGUUCUAAACAAAGUUGUAAAUAUAAUUUAUUUCUAUAUUGUGUUUUAGUUGAGACCGUAUCUUCCUUAUGAAUAUACCCAUGAAGGAAUGCUGGAAAGGAUAAGUGCACAAGUAGAACAUCUUGUAAGACAAUUUAUUUCUUGCUAUCAAAUUAAUAUAUCUUCCUUUUCGGUGUAUUUUUUCCUUUUAGAUAAUAUACUUAUUCAAAACAAAACGACUUUGUUUUAUUGAUUUCUGUUGGUUAACAUAUUGCAUGUAUACAUAAUUAUAAUUAUACUGACUUAUAUUUAAUUCAUUCGAUUUUAAUUAUUAUUUGUCCAAUCUAUUAAUAUAGUUCAAUGCCCAGUAGAUUGUAAAUUUUCCUUUUGUAGACGCAUAGAAAAUAUCUGAUGCAAAGAUCAAUAUAUAAAAUUUUCACUUUCUGAAAGAGUAAAUGUUUUACCAUAAUUAAGUAUAACCUUUCAUUUACGUUUAUACUAUAAUCUAUUACUAGAAAAUAAUGUAGUUUUUUGCUGAAUCCUGCACCGUGACUUAUUUCAAUACACCAAAAUAAUACCGCCUCACAUCUCGUCCUGGCAAAGCGGAUAAUGUAGACAGCCUCUUAUUCAGCAAAUUACGCUUGCUAGCUGCCUUUGAUGCCUUGGGGGUGAGGCAGCACUUUCCUUGCGAUAGUAACUUCUAGUUUAUAUAUUUCCAGAAUUUCUGUCAAGAUAGCCAGUGGCCACCAUUAAAGAAUAUGAAAACAGUCAAAGGAAAAUUUAGCCAGUCUUGCAAGGAUGCCUGCUGGGAAAAAGGUGAGCAGUUUAGAUUGACAGUUAAUAUAGGUGUUUUAUACGAACGUGACUAUAAGCACGCUUAACCAUACAAGAGGCAUUUAAGAAAUUGCAUGAUCUUAGACUUAGUCGGAUCAACCCUGUGUAUUGAUUGAAAAUGGCUUAUGUUGCCGAAAUAUGCUUAUAUUAAAGCCAUAUAUGUUUGAACCACUUUUAUACUAAUAUAUAUACAAUCAUCAUUUUCCUUAUUUUCAAGGAAUGUUAUGCGAACCUUCAUACUGGGACAUUUUAAAUCAAAUGAUUUCGUUUAGGAGGUGAGACAUUAAAGUUACUAAUCUUACUAAAUCCGUACUAGGAAUGCAAGUCUCAAAACCAAAGUUCUUUACAGCACAGUUUUAUCAAUGAUAUUAUUUGUAAUAUACGCAGCAUGAGCUAUAUAGUGCCGUGUUGUAUAUAAAAUUCUGUUCCAUCCUCAUGAAAACGUUCGUAUUCUUCAAAAGUAUUGAAAAUGAUAAAAAACCUGCACUACACUCUACAGUAUAUGAGUCAGAAUGUUUAUGUGAAUCAGCACGAUUUUGGACAUUUUGUCACGACCAUGAUUUCCUUUGUGUUUUGCUCAUGAAAUAUGAAAUAACAUUUUACAUUUAUCCGGUAUCUUAUAUACCAAAAAAGGUAACGUUUUUAUAAGAACAUUUCUCGAGCCUUCACUGAAGACUGAAAAAAAAGCGAGGAAUUUGGGUAAAUUUUGAAAAAGGAAUUCUGGGCGGAUAUUUACCUAAGAGUAUGAUUAUGAUAAAUUAGGCGCCUAUAUUAAAACCAAGUAUUAACGAUAUAUGGGCUUCAUAAGCUAGCUAAACAAUUUAAGUACUAGUUAAAACAUUCGCAUCCGAUCUUUAUCUGAUAAUGAUAUACAAACUCUCGCCUUCAGCGGCGAGAGUUUGUAUAUCAGAUAAAGAUCGGAUGCGAAUGUUUUAACGUGCUUAAAAAACGACCAAUGAGUUCUUUGGCGAAGUAAUUUUAAAAAUAAACAUUGUCUAACCCGAGAAAAUCAAAGCUGAAGAGUGAAGUUUAUGUAAAUCAGGACAGAUCUUUAUCCGAUUUACAAACAUUGUGAAUUAUUAAUGAGAUUUUUAAUUUGUAUAUUAAUUACUUUGUCUUUCUUGUUAUGCUCAUUGCCAAAAAAUAAAGUGUAUGCAAUUUGGUUUAUUUUCUUUAGGGAGAGAAUAUUUUGUGAUUCUGUAAAGUAUAGUGGUUUAUUAGUGGCACCAUCGUAUGAGGAAAAGACAAAGAUUUGUCAUUUGCAACAACAACCAUUGUUAUACAGUUGUGUUUCUUCCUCUGCCUCGCACAUGAGACUUUGUCCCUGUCGUGAUUACAUUAAAGAUCAAGUUGCCUUGUGCAAAGACUGCUGGUGA
Paramuricea clavata is the source of this 18168-nucleotide messenger RNA. NCBI's taxonomy places the organism in Eukaryota, Metazoa, Cnidaria, Anthozoa, Malacalcyonacea, Plexauridae. The record is from the annotation of a GenBank genome assembly.